GCCGUCCACGAAAUUAACGUUCGCACCGGAAAGCGGCAUUUUCAUGGCACGACGAGGAUCGCGUACAAAAUGGUAGACUAACAUGCGAAGACGGUAGUGGUGAGGCGCAUGCGAGAUAGAUUUUCGCCAAUAUGGCCGGUGAGGUGUGAAACGUGCGAGCACUGGACUCGAUCCUUGUGGAUGCAUUGUGUUUGGACUAGGACGGUUUAAGGAGCCGUAGCAUCCGCCUGAAACCGCAAAGCUUCUUGCACACGCCACGAACCUGCGUGCCCCAUGGAGGCCAUUCCCACGCUGCGAACGUAUCUAAUCGGCAACCGCUUCACGAAGAAAACGUUCCCCGGCCUACUGCACCACAUACAGUACCACCUCUGCAGGUCCAGCACCAACAUGCUGUUGAAGAUCGAGAACCAGCUGCUCCAGAGACACCGGCAGCGAGAGACCACCGGCAUCAAGAAGCUGUACAAUUCGUUCUUCGUGCUGUUCUAA
This is a messenger RNA of Colias croceus (clouded yellow), 486 nucleotides long. RefSeq lists its product as uncharacterized. The record is from RefSeq and is a predicted model, not a curated record. Bases 274 to 486 code for a protein of 70 amino acids. Lineage: Eukaryota; Metazoa; Arthropoda; Insecta; Lepidoptera; Pieridae. The transcript is spliced from 2 exons.